Messenger RNA from Mesitornis unicolor (brown roatelo), 1887 nucleotides. It is a transcript of the gene CDKN2AIP, whose product is annotated as CDKN2A interacting protein. Lineage: Eukaryota; Metazoa; Chordata; Aves; Mesitornithiformes; Mesitornithidae. The record is from RefSeq and is a predicted model, not a curated record. The transcript has 4 exons. The annotation marks the transcript as partial. Gene Ontology annotation, cellular component: nucleoplasm; nucleolus.
UGGCGGCACCGCCGGGAGUUCCUGCUUCGCAACGUGGGGGAGCCGCCGGCGGCGGGCAGCCCCCAGCUCCAGCGCCUGGUGUCUCUCUCCAUGGUGUGGGCCAACCACGUCUUCCUGGGCUGCCGGUACCCGCCGCAGGUCAUGGAGAAGGCGCUGGAAAUGGCCGAAGGCAUCCAAGUGACCGGCGCGCCUGUCCGCACCACGAGAGAUGAACUGGUUGCCAAGGUGAAGAAAAGAGGCAUAUCAAGUAGCAAUGAAGGGGUAGAGGAGCCCUCCAAGAAGCGAGCUGUUGAGAAAAGCAAAGAUUCUAAGGAUACUGGCAAGGAUGUGAAGAAAACCAAGGUAGAAGCCCCAAAGGAAGCAGAGAGCACAUUGCCAAAAAAGCAGGAAAAAGAUGCUAGCAAAGAUCCAGAAAGCUCCCAGAAAGCUUGCAGUUCAAAUCAAGAAAUGGUCUCAGCAUCAGACAUAGAAACAGAAGGAAAACCUGCUAAUGUGGAAAAUACUGCAGGGCAAAAUUCAUCUUCAUCUGGAAAAGAGUCAGGAGAGAAGCCUUGCUCAAAUCCACCUAAGGAAGGGAAGUGUGAAAAUGUGCCAUCACCUGAAAAGAAAAUGACAGUAAGUGCAGUGCCACCAGCUGCCAAGAGCACCCCACAGGCAGAGGUGGCAACACCUGUGAUGGCUGCCCAGAGCACCCCGCAGGCAGCAGUGGUGGCAACCACAGUGCCACCAGCUGCCAAGAGCGCCCUGCAGGCAGCAGCGGUGCCACCAGCUGCCAAGAGCACCCCAGAGGCAGUGGCAGUGGUCCCACCUGCCACCAGGAGCACCCUGCAGGCAGCAGCGAUGCCACCAACCACCAGGAGCACCCCACAGGCAGCGGUGGUGGCAGCAGCAGUCCCACCGACCACCAAGAGCACCCCACAGGCAGCAGCGGUGCCACCAACCACCAGGAGCACCCCACAAAUAAGUGCUGCAUUGCUGUCUUCCAAAAACCAAACGAGUGUUCCAGCAUCAGUGUCCAAGAGCAGCACUCAGCCGGGCACUUCGCUGCUGCUGGCCCCCAAGAGCGGUACUCAGGCUGGUACCUCACUGCUGCUGGCCUCCAAAGGUGCUGUUAAGGCAGGCUCCUCGCUCCUGGCCUCCAAGAGCAGCGCCGAGGUGGCUGCCUCGCUGCUGGCUGCUCGGAGUGGUGCUCAGCAGGGAUCCUCACUGCUGACUUCCAAGAGCAGCGCUCAGGUGGCUGCUACGCUGCUGGCCGCUCGGAGCGGCACUCAGCAAGGUCCCUCGUCACUGGCUUCCCGGAGUGGAGCUCAGGCAGGUGCUUCCCUGCUGGCCUCCAAGGGCGGCACACAGGCAGGUUCACCACAGCUUCCCUCCAAGAGUGGCUCGCAGGCGGGAGAAAGCCCUGCAAAGGCAUUGUGGAAACCGUUAACCAGCGAAGAUGCAAAGGAAAGACAACCUUUUUUCAACAGGCUGUACAAAGCGGUGGCCUGGAAACUGGUCGCUGUUGGGGGCUUCAGUCCUAACGUAAAUCACGCAGAACUUCUAAACUCAUCUAUUCAGUCUGUAAAAGCUACGUUAGAUGUUGCUUUUGUUCCCCUGAAGGAACUUGCAGACUUGCCUCAAAAUAAGAGCUCUUUAGAAAAUAUAGUUUGUGAACUUAGGUGCAAGUCUGUCUACUUGGGUACUGGCUGUGGUAAAAGUAUGGAAAAUGCCAAAGCAGUUGCUUCAAGAGAAGCUUUGAAGUUAUUCCUCAAGAAGAAAGUUAUUGUGAAGAUAUGUAAAAGAAAAUACAAAGGUAGUGAAAUUGAAGAUUUGGUGCUUCUGGAUGAAGAAUCAAAACCUUCGAAUUUACCUCCAGCUUUAAGAAAUCCUCGUGAGAUCUUGUAG